AUGCAGGGUGCCGGCGUUACCAUGAUCGAGUUCGGCGACGUUCUUCAGACAGAACGGCGAAAGCUUGUGGAAGGGCUCCAAGGCCAACUUCAGGAAGUUCGUGGACUUGUAAAAGAAGCUGGCGGGGAUUCACCGUAAGUUUUGUUGUGCGAAAUUAAAACUUUUUUUUCGAAAAAACGAAAAAAUGUGAUUUUAGUGCGAAAUCACGUUGCUCCGACCGGUCAACGUUCUUCCCCUGGACACCAAGCGUCUUCCCAUGGACAAGCGGCAGGAAGGCUUCUCUUACAAGUUGGCCGUUCUCUACAAAAUCGAGAAACGGCCAUUGAGUCUUCACUUUGGAACUCAGGACAAUAAGAUCUAUGUGCUGAACCUGCACGAGUUUACGUGCGCCGCCCGUUGCGUGGAACUGGGCGAUGCCAUUCUCGAUGCGACGGUGAAACCUUUUCCAAGUUGGAUGAAGCUGCGGAGAAGGUCUCGGAACUUGCACAAGAAAAGCCGUUCGUGACUUUGCUCAUCGAACAGGCGAAAGGUCCCAUUCAAAAGGCUCAAGUACGGCAGAUUCUGAUGACCUACAAAGCCAUCCAGGGCAAAGCUGAUCCGCUUAUGGCACCGGAUGUGAUCGACAUCUGCAAAGCAGCGACCGGCUGA
Molecule: messenger RNA, 648 nt
Organism: Bursaphelenchus okinawaensis
Lineage: Eukaryota; Metazoa; Nematoda; Chromadorea; Rhabditida; Aphelenchoididae
Source: the annotation of a GenBank genome assembly